Molecule: messenger RNA, 4418 nt
Organism: Tuber aestivum (summer truffle)
Lineage: Eukaryota; Fungi; Ascomycota; Pezizomycetes; Pezizales; Tuberaceae
Source: the annotation of a GenBank genome assembly
ACUGCAACAAACCUUAACGGCCACAACAGCAAUCACUAGCGAGAGGAAAAGGUGAGGAGGGGAAGGAAGAAGCUGAAGGUAUCAUACUCGUAGGUAGGCAGUGGAGAAGAGGAAGGUUGUGGAGAACAGGAAAAUCUUCCCGCUACCCCCGCGUGCGGUAAACUGACACACACACACACCCAUCCACUCCGUACCAGCAAUAGCACCACCCAGGAAUCACAAUAAUACCGGCAUUCACGAUACUUGUACAUAAUUCUAACCCUUCCCACCUGUCACCAUGCUCUUGGGCGCAUACCGUGCCAAUCUCCUUUAUACUCCCCCCUUCGCUCUUGCCCGCCCCACAUUUUUCUUGCCCCUUCUGCAAGGGCGAAGCCACACGACCUCCCACCCCCCUUGUUCAACCGGCCUUUCCCUUGUGGCUUGCUUGCCCUCACGCAACAUUGCCACAUGCUUGCCUUUCCUAUCCCCGUUGCUCUCGUGGCCAACCGUCACCCGCUCUCCCACAUCGACAGCCGACGGCCUUUCCGCCGUAGAGUCGACUCUUCUCAAUAAACGCUCCGUCACCCCGCACUACUGCCAUUCCUCCCAGCUCCCUUCUUCUCCUCCGUACUCCUCCCGCGCCUCUCCUUUGCGAGUCAUCAUGGGCAGCGGUACUUCGAAGCCUGUAACGCAUACAAGCGGAAGUAGCCGUCGCUCAUUCCGCACCCCCUCCCUCCAAUCCACCGCAGCAACGACAAAGAAACAGUCCAUAGUUCCUCCCCGACCGAAAAAUGGCGAGCGUGAGGCUUUCACUGCUGCAAUCGACCAGGGAACUACGAGUUCACGUUUUCUGAUCUUUGACGGAUCCGGCACUCCCCGGGCUAGUCACCAGGUCGAGUUUGAACAGUUAUAUCCGCACUCGGGGUAAUUGGCCCCAAAUAUAUGAAAUGAAAAAAAAGCUCAUAUCACAUCGAUAAUCCGGGUGCUAAUUUCUCCAUGGGCAUAUCCAGAUGGAUUGAACAUGAUCCAUAUGAAAUCUUAAAAUCCGUGAAUGAGUGCAUAGAAAAAGCCACUAAAAAGUUUUUGGACAAAGGAUAUGAAGUGGGCGAUAUCAAGGCGCUGGGAAUCACAAACCAGCGUGAAACAACCGUACUAUCCCCACCAUAUUAUUGUCACAAAUUUAUCCGUCUAUAUUGAGAUGCACUAUCGCUAAAAUUUCUCCCUUCUUAUCAUAACCCAGGUCGUAUGGGAUACUAAAACAGGAAAGCCACUCCAUAACGCCAUUGUGUGGCCGGAUACCCGAACCUCAAGAUUGGUUCACGAACUGCGCAGAAAAGAGGGUUCGGAGAAGCUCCGGCGACUCUGCGGCCUGCCGCUAUCCACAUAUCCGUCGAGUGUCAAGUUGAUGUGGAUGUUGCGACACGUUCCGGCCGUCCAAUCUGCCCUGAAAAACGAUCGGCUUUCUUUCGGGACUGUUGACACUUGGCUAUUAUACAACCUUACCGGGGGUGUAAAGCACGGACUUCAUGUUACCGAUCCAACCAAUGCCUCCAGAACUAUGUUUUGUAACAUCAACACAUUGGAAUACGAUGACUUCCUAAUUGAUUGGUUUGGGGUAAGGGGGGUGAAAUUGCCAAAGAUCGUCCCAUCCUCGGACCCCGAUGCAUACGGCAGCAUUAGUGACGGUGUACUCGCUGGUACCAAAAUCGCUGGCUGUCUCGGAGACCAGAGCGCUGCCUUGGUCGGGCAAUGUGCUUUCACUCCCGGAAUGGCAAAGAACACAUAUGGAACUGGCUGUUUCCUCCUCUAUAACACCGGCUAUGAGCCGGUGAUGUCGGAGAACGGUCUUCUGACCACGGUGGCCUAUGCCUUCAAGGGUUUCAAACCGGUAUAUGCCUUGGAGGGUGCCCAUUCCUAAUGCUCCACCCGGGAGAUUCAGCUAACCCCAUAUGCCUAGGAUCCAUUGCUGUUGCUGGCUCGGCCGUCAAGUUCUUGCGGGAUAACCUCGGGCUCAUAAAAGAAUCCGGUGAAAUCGGCGAACUUGCUGUCAAAGUUCCUGGUGGGCGGAAAUCCCGACCUAAUGCCAAGAUUACCCGGUGCACAGAGCUAACGUGGCGUUUUUUUCCCAGACACGGGCGGUGUUGUUUUCGUGACGGCUUUCUCCGGUCUUUUCGCUCCGUACUGGAUCGAUGAUGCCCAAGGCACUAUCUGUGAGUAGCUUAAUUUCUCUUCCGCUCCGUCCACCCGCGACAUGGAAUCGCCUUUGCGGGAAACGAGAAAACUAAUGCAAGGUCUCCUGCAGUCGGCAUCACACAAUACACAACAAAGGAGCACAUUGCGAGGGCCACCAUCGAGGCAACAUGCUAUCAGACAAAGGCCAUCUUGGCCGCAAUGGAGAAGGACAGUGGAACGGCAUUGCAUACCCUCGCCGUUGAUGGGGGCAUGAGCAAUUCCGAUGUUUGUAUGCAGGUAUGGGAUUAAAGUCACUUUUCAAAAACGGCAUGAUCUUCCCCGGCUGACCCGGGAUGUCCGUUUCACAGCUCCAAGCCGACAUCAUGGGUAAGUGACGACCAGACCCGCUUGUGUGGGAGGUGAAAAUGCGAAACCGGAGGGAAUUCAGGCCCCACAUCCGCCCUUUUCUCAAUCAAUAAGCUAAGUGAAAGCAACGACUAACCGCAGGCAUCGACGUCGACCGGCCCAAAAUGCGAGAAACAACGGCACUUGGCGCAGCCAUAGCGGCAGGGUUCGCAGUGAAGGUGUGGAAAGAGUUUGACGAACUCAAGAACAUCAACCGUGAUGACCGCAAGACGUUUAGUCCGACGACCGACCAGGGCACCAGGGAAAAGUGGUUUAGCCUUUGGGGCAAAGCCGUUGAGAGAUCCCGGGGAUGGGUGGAUAACGAUGCUACAGACGCGGACCUCGAGUAGAAGGGAUCGCCCCAAUGGGUGCGUUAGGGGAAACAGAAGAGAAACAUCAUUAGUCCCCCCUCUCCCAUUGUACCACCGGCCACACAGUUGUUCCGCUUCCGGCCAGCCGUUGCCAAAAAAACAAGAGGUGAUUGUGCAGGCUAAGGGUCCGGGAUGGUGUCUUUUUUUCCUUUUUCUUUUUUUUGUUUUUUCUUGGAUCCUUCCAGAAAAUUUCUUCUUCCUCCUCAUUCGCGGGAGUCAAAGUCGGCUUUUUUAAUCUGCGACAGGGAUGUUUUGGAUCUCUCGGGCCGGGCUUCUCUUGUUCCGUUUCCUUUUGUCUUUCUCUCGGGAUGUUUUCUUCACACCUCUCCCAAUGACUUUUUGUUCCUGUACCAAUUCCGCCUCGCCAGAAAAAAAGUCUGGCGGUUCUCCUUUCCCUUUCCCUUUUCCUCUUCCUUUCCCACUUCUCUCCCUUCUCAACGGCUGACGGAUCAUGUACGAUAACGAGUGACAUUUGAGACAUAUGAUAUUCCUGCAUGGCAAUUUUAUCUCACCCUCUCCACCCGACGGCUAGGAUCAAGUCAAAAGCGUGGCGCUGGAGAGGGGGCGCACCGGAUAUUACAGUAGGAGGACAAAAGAGGGGGAAAAACGUAUCAAGUUGACUUGUUUCAAGGGCACGAGGGACCAGGUACCGGUAUGGGGGGAACGAGGUGAUUUUCUUCGGGUCUUAAUGGCGUAUUACAUUACACGUGUGGUCGCGGAGACGAAGGGCACGAGAAAAGGUUGGAAAACACGCAAUCAUAUGUCCGGGUGUCGCUCUGGUGUUCCCAAUUGCCAUUAUUACCAUCAUACCCUGUCCAAACCUUCCUCCUCCCCUCCUCCCGCCUAAUUAUUCCGCGCGCGAUGAACGAGGCCACCCUCCCGGGAACGGAGAUCACAGGGCUCGUUCUUUCGUUCCUGCAGUGCUUCACAUCGUGUUCACGGCUUACGGUACCUUCGGCGCCGAGGCUCGGUUAGUUAGGUAGUACUUAGGAGACGAGGUACUGUACCUACGGCCCAAGCCAUACCUUGCAUCGCAAACCUCUCCGAGGGGAAUCAAAAUUUAGAAUACCAUACCAGUAACCCGAGAAGGAUCCGCUCCCAUCUCGCCCUAUCCCAACUUCCGCUGCUCCAAUUCUGCUUAUUGCGCCAUAUGAUACUCCGGUAACACCCAGCCAAAAGUACCGAGAGAUACCACGUACAACUGCCAGUGUGCAAGGAUAACAAUGGUAUGCAUCAUGACCCGGACACCAACCAAGCCCCAACCGAAGAUCAAACGGCCCAGGUCCUCUAACCCCCAUCGCAUCACACACACACACACCGGGUCACAGUAACACACACCGGGUCACAUUAUGGCGCAGCAUUUCGUAGCAUUGCCGGCCAGAGGGCAUAUCGUAGGGUAGAAUGUAAUCGGGAGUGGUUGGUAUGGGUGGCGGGACCGGAAAGGACGAUGGGUCGGGCCGAAGUUGCAUCUGUUACGGUGGCGUGGUGGGU